AUGGGCGGAUUGUUGCCGGCAAAGUGGGCCGCGAACCUGGAGCCGGAGUUUGCGCGGAGUAUAUUCGUGGGGUCACCGCCCGAGCUCAGGGCGCAGAGGGCGGGCGCCGAUGCCGCGGGGGCCGCCGAGGCUGGCCCCCCCAGCGCGAUGUGCGGGUCUCCUGUGCUGUGCCUGAAGAUCAGUACCGAUCUUGCUGGUACGGUAGCGGGCCUCCGCGAUACGGGGUGCCAGUACGGUGCUGGGACCGCGCGGUACCGGUACGGUACCGCAGCCUCUGGCUCAAGAUUUGCCACGAGGGGCAUCCGCUCUGAUCGGCAACGGCUUGGUGCCUGGCCGGCACCUCCCGCCGGCGGUCCUCGGCGGUCCUCGGCGGCCAUGGCCCGCGUCCGCGCCCUGCUCGCACUCGCUCUGCCCUCGGCGCUCGGCAGCGGCAGCGGGACGCCGACGUUCUACUCCGGGUACCUGGUGGAUUUCUACUGCUUCAGCCUCUGCAACAUCGGCGGUGUCUCGGUGGACGGUAGCAACGUCAUCACUGGGCCCGAAGAGCACACGCUGCACUGCCUGAGGGACGUGCCGCAGUGCCGCGACGGUUACUUCCUUGCAGAGCUGACGGCGGGCGGGGAGUACCGCAUCAAGUUCACGCUGGACGAGCACUCCCAGGAAAACGCGCUGGGUUUUGUCGACUCGUUCCCCAGAGGCGGCAUCCAGGACCACGAGCCGUUGACGGUCACGGCCCAGGGGUACCACAGCCAGGAGGACGGCGUCCUCAGAGGUGCGGUGUUCACCGCCUGCUCCAACAUCACCGAAUGCGACGGCUAUUGCGCUGGAAGUUGCGACACUCCAGCGGAGCAGGACUUCUCACUCAAGCCGCGUUUGCUGCUCGUCGGUCACGUUGUCUGCAUGUGCCUCUCAUGGGGCUGUCUAUUGCCGCUGGGGGUCAUCUGGGCCCAUUAUUUGAGGCAGAACCAGUGGAAGCCGGGGGGCGUGCCCCUGUGGUUCCAGGGCCACCGUUGGCUGAUGUCUGUAGGCGUGCUCCUCCAGCUCCUUGGCUUCGUCUUCAUCAUCCUCUGGAAGAAGGCGGCCCACUUCAGGCUGCCGCACGAGAUCAUAGGCCUGGUGGUCGUCGUCCUCGGCUGCCUGCAGCCCCUCAACGCCCAGAUGCGCCACCUGAAGGCCGUGGGGCACCCUGAUCACCCGGGGCCCUGGCGGCGGGCUUGGGAGCUGUGGCACAAGGGCAGCGGCUACGCCGCCGUGGCCCUGGGCCUCGCCAACGUCGUCCUCGGCCCGAUCCACGCCGCCCGCAUGCGCUUCGGCUCCGGCCUCCCGGCCGCGUCGGGAGCCUUUGUCGGCGUGUCCCUCGGCGCCCAGCUGCUCGGCGUGGCCGUGCUGCAGGCCGAUGUCUCCGAGGCGGAGACGGUGCCGAUGGACGCCGAGACGCUGCCGCUGCGGGGAGGACCCGGGCACUGGCGCGUGAGAGGGAGGAGGCCUCCGGCGCGGGGCCGCUCUGGAGGCGGGCGGUGUGCAACACACGGCCUGAGCGCAACCCCCCCACGCGGCAGCACCCGCCGUGCCCGGGGCGAUUUGAAUAGGUAG
Molecule: messenger RNA, 1593 nt
Organism: Prorocentrum cordatum
Lineage: Eukaryota; Dinophyceae; Prorocentrales; Prorocentraceae
Source: the annotation of a GenBank genome assembly